Camelina sativa (false flax) is the source of this 912-nucleotide messenger RNA. Its product is annotated as E3 ubiquitin-protein ligase RSL1-like. The record is from RefSeq and is a predicted model, not a curated record. NCBI's taxonomy places the organism in Eukaryota, Viridiplantae, Streptophyta, Magnoliopsida, Brassicales, Brassicaceae. Gene Ontology annotation, biological process: protein ubiquitination. Gene Ontology annotation, molecular function: ubiquitin-protein transferase activity; zinc ion binding.
AUGACAACACAGUCCAUCAAUGGCAACGGAGACAACAACUCUACACCUCUCUCCGCUCGUGGUUCAACCAAACGUAACGCCAUCUCCAUCGAGGAUUACGACCGUGAGCGCCACCUUUAUCACCGGCUUCACUCUUCUUCUCAACAAACCCCAACCGAAUCAGAGUUCUCAAACUACAUAGAUCUUGAUCAAUACAACGACGAAGAUGAAGAUCUCAAGAUCCUCUGUUUCACACCAUCCUCUUUAGAAAAGGGACAGUCUUCGUCUUCCUCGUCCACUCGACGCACCUUCGACUGCGAGAUAUGUGUUGAACGCAAACCAAAGAUUGAGUCAUUUCGAAUCAAUGGAUGUUCUCACUCUUACUGUAACGACUGUGUCUCGAAAUAUAUAGCUGCUAAGUUACAAGACAACAUCCUCUCAAUCAAAUGCCCUGUUUCUGGUUGCUCCGGACAGCUCGAGCCCGAACAAUGCUGUCAUAUCCUACCAAGAGAUGUCUUUGAUCGGUGGGGCGACGCUCUCUGCGAAGCGGUGAUAAUGCCUUCCAAGAGAUUCUACUGUCCCUAUAAAGAUUGUUCUGCUUUGGUCUUCUUAGAUGAGAGUGGAGAGAAGAUAAAUGAAUCGGAGUGCCCUCACUGCCAUAGAAUGGUGUGUGUUGAGUGUGGGACUAAGUGGCAUCCGGAGAUAACAUGUGAGGAGUUUCAGAAGUUAGUCGAGAACGAAAGAGAUAGAGAUGAUAUAUUGUUGAAGAAGAUGGCUGAGGAUCAGAAUUGGAGAAGAUGUCCUUCUUGCAAAUUCUACAUUGAGUUGACUGAAGGUUGCUCAUCCAUGCUGUGCAGAUGUGGGUUGGAUUUUUGCUACGACUGUGGAACUCCAGCCGAUGACCACCCUCAUUAUUGUGAAAAUUUCCAUUGA